GUAUCAGACAAUACAAUCAAAGAGUACACUUGAAGAAGAAUAGUAGCUAGUUAGUUGCCUUUCCAGCAAGUAGGUGAAGCCAAAUGCUAACUGUUCUGUUUUUGUCGUGAUACUCAAACUAGGAUACUGGAUAGCUAGCUAUAUUACUAGCAAGCUAGUUGACUAGCCAGCACAAACUACUUUUCCUUUUUUAGGUUCAUAUAAAUAGCUAACAUUCGCGUUCAAGUGGUCAGCUACCCAAUAACGUUAAUUAGCUAGUUAAUUUAUCUGGUCUGGCUGAAUACGGACACAGGGCAAUGCCGGUUCACUCUCGUGAAAAGAAAGAAAGUAACCAUGAGGAUAUGGAGGUUGAUUAUCCGGAGCAAGAGGGAAGCAGCUCCGACGAGGAGGACACUGAAAGCUCGUCCGUUUCUGAAGAUGGAGACAGUUCAGAGAUGGACGAUGAGGACUGCGAGAAGAGACGAAUGGAAUGCUUAGAGGAAAUGACCAAACUAGAGAAACAGUUCACAGAUCUCAAAGACCAGCUCUAUAAGGAAAGGCUAAGUCAGGUGGAUGCUAAGCUGCAGGAGGUAAUAGCAGGGAAGGCACCAGAGUACCUGGAGCCCUUAGCCAACCUGCAGGAGAACAUGCAGAUCAGAACCAAAGUUGCCGGGAUCUAUCGAGAGCUGUGCUUGGAGUCUGUAAAGAACAAAUGUGACUGUGAGAUCCAAGCUGCAUUCCAGCACUGGGAGAGCGAGAAGCUGCUCCUGUUCGACACGGUGCAGAGCGAGCUCGAGGAGAAGAUACGGCGUCUGGAGGAAGACCGCCACAGCAUAGACAUCACGUCAGAGUUGUGGAAUGAUGAGCUGCAAUCCAGGAAGAAUAAGAAGAAAGAUCCCUUCAGCCCAGACAAAAAGAAGAAGCCAGUUGUUGUAUCAGGGCCAUAUAUAGUUUACAUGUUGCAAGACUUGGAUAUACUUGAAGACUGGACGGCAAUUAGAAAGGCGAUGGCAACCUUGGGACAACACAGAGUAAAGACGGAUGUCUCCACCAAGAGUGACAAGCAUCAGCACAGUGCACGGUCAGAAGAGGGGCGUCUGUUCUAUGAUGGCGAGUGGUACUCCCGGGGACAGACCAUUUGCAUCGACAGAAAAGACGAAUAUCCAACAAGUGCCAUAAUAACCACCAUCAACCACGAUGAAGUUUGGUUCAAACGCCUCGACGGCAGCAAAUCCAAACUGUACAUUUCUCAGCUCCAGAAAGGCAAAUACACCAUAAAACACCCCUAAUGCUAGCCUCCCCCCCCCCCCGAUCCAUUCAACACAGGUUGAAACUUGUGGCAGUUGCAUACCUUACUCUUAAUGGGUGUUUAGAGCGGAUGGUUGUUCCUCCCCAGGGUUUAAUUUUGCAAACUGUUCCACUGCAUGGGUUUCAGUUCUCAGCUCUCGUAGCAUGUGUGCGUGCUGGUGCAUUAGUGUGUGCUUGUUUGUUUGUUGUGGGUCAGGAAUCCUCAGGCUCUCCACAGGAGAAGAUGGAGUUCAUUUUCCUCUGCCUAGAGGUCAUUUUGGAGGGAAGGAUGGAAUAUUUUUUUGACACUUUAAAAGCCAAAAUUUUCUUAUGUCUUUUGCUUGUAAUUUGCUGCAUGAGACAAUUAUGGACCAAGUCUUAAAAGCCUUAUAGAGAUCUUUUACCUGUAUUUCAUACCACAGGAAGUGCGUGCCAAACUUGAUUUCCAUCGUAGUCCUGCAAUGGCUGUGUAAAAAGAGCUGUCUUCCUCCAUUGUAGGUGCCUGGGGUAAAAGGUUGAUUUUACCUCAUGUCAAGUAUUGACACUAUCAGCAUAUUCUGUUUUUUUUCAAUGCAGUAUUUAUCUGUUUGUCACUGCCGUCUGUCAUUGCAAACAGCUGUGAUUGUCCUGCUUCAGUCUGUGAAUGUGUAUAUGUUUUAUCCAUGGUAAGAGCAGUCUGUUCUUCAGUAUGUGAGGGCUUUCUACUUUGCAAUGAUACUGUACAAGCAAUGUAAGUAGUCCUGUGGAUUAAUCAUUUAGCUUUUCUCCAGAAGUUUUGUACAGGUCAUUAUUAAAUGGUUAUAGUGGGGUGGGGGUGUUAUGUUUAGGUUUUCUUUCUGAAUAUUUUUUGCUACAUUCACUCCUGUUUUAUUCAAGUCAGUCUUUUUGGUGGUGGGGGGGGGUGCUUUUUUUUGGAUUGCACCUGUCCCAAGAAGACUCAGGACAAAUGUACUUAUCGUUGCCUUGAUAUUCAGCAUUGUUCUCUUCAUAAGAGAUGGACCAUUUAAGACAGCACCACGUGUUCAGAGAGGCUUAGACGGCACAAGGAGGCCUUCCUAAUCAUGAGCUGAGGAAAGCCUGGGCCAGAGACUGGCAGAAGAGCGGGAACAUCAGAGCUUCGGUGGUUUUAUUAACCUCCAGUGCUUGGGCACCAACACAAGAGCUGCUAGAGCUACAAGACAAAUCAUCUCCGGUACCGCUACCAUUGAGAUUUCAAUACAGGCCUACUGGGAGGUUGUCUUUGACUGAAUAUAUUUUUGUCAUUGGCGUGGUUAUUCUGAAAUGUGCCGUUCGUGUACAGUGUGUUCAGCUAUAGGUUUUGGAGCUGAGUUUGUACAGUAUCACCACAUAAGGAGUUGUAUGUUCACAUGGCUAUAUCUUUUACGUAGUAUUGUUUUGACUGGUUAUUGUGCAAGAUCAUAUUAAAAUGGUCAGCUACAUGGCUGAAAAUAUGAAUUGUAUGUGUGCAAAUCUAACAUUAGUCCUUCUGAUUGAAUCAGGAUACUUUGUGAAAUGGGAGAGGUUGGUUUAUUUGGGGUGGUAACAUUAAUGUCGGUAUUUCUUGAAAAGAAAAUGGAAAAUGUUUUUGCUUCUAAAUGUAUAGCUGUGAAAAUGCAGUCUAUAACAAAUCUGAUACAUGCAAGGAUAAAGGGAUUCUUUGGUAAAUAAUGUUCUGUAUUUUGGAGUUUAGAAAUGCUUCAAUAUAGUUGACCCAUGUACAGAAUUUUUCUUUUGCAUAGUUUAUUAGUCACAAAAAAUCAGUAUGUAACUGAUAUUUUCACAAACUGCGCAGCAAAUCUGGAAUAUAAACUAUUGUGUAAUCUGUAAACCAUGUUACUUUAUCGAAGCAUUUGUUUUAUUCAUGUAAACAUUAAUAUGAUGCAUGCACAAUAAAAUAUGUUUAUGAAUUUAA
Anguilla rostrata (American eel) is the source of this 3178-nucleotide messenger RNA. It is a transcript of the gene brms1la, whose product is annotated as BRMS1 like transcriptional repressor a. Gene Ontology annotation, cellular component: Sin3-type complex. The coding region runs from base 297 to 1268 and encodes 323 amino acids. The record is from RefSeq and is a predicted model, not a curated record. Gene Ontology annotation, biological process: negative regulation of transcription by RNA polymerase II. Gene Ontology annotation, molecular function: histone deacetylase binding. The transcript has 10 exons. Lineage: Eukaryota; Metazoa; Chordata; Actinopteri; Anguilliformes; Anguillidae.